This is a messenger RNA of Racocetra persica, 482 nucleotides long. NCBI's taxonomy places the organism in Eukaryota, Fungi, Glomeromycota, Glomeromycetes, Diversisporales, Gigasporaceae. The record is from the annotation of a GenBank genome assembly.
AUUUUUAUCUUGACCCUAGCUCACCGCCAAAGGAGGCAAAUAUUUUGCCAUCAAGAUAUGAACCAUUCACAUUCCUUCUUAAACCACGACACUUUAACAUUUUUGAAAGUUGGAUUGAAGAAGCUGAUCAAAAUGAUAAGAAAACUAAAAAUCUUUUACAUAAAUUUUUUAGUUCAAAUAAUUUGAAUACAAAUGAGAAAAAAGGAUAUUCUGGAAAAACAACCUUAAAUACGAAGCCAAAACAUUUUUCGAAUAACAAUCUCUAUGAUUUUGUUCUUCUUUAUCGUGGAAAGGAAAAUGAUUUCAAUGCAGAGAAAUUUCAUAAGUUAUGUGACAAUAAAGGUCCAACUUUGACAAUUGUAAAACUUACUGAUCAACGUCUUUUUGGUGGUUAUAAUGAUUUAAACACGGAACAUCAUUAUUUUGAAAGAAAAAACACUUUAAUUUGUGUACCGAAUUCUUUCGAACCAUCAUUGUUAUAG